Daktulosphaira vitifoliae (grape phylloxera) is the source of this 2496-nucleotide messenger RNA. RefSeq names its product glucose dehydrogenase [FAD, quinone]-like. The transcript is spliced from 5 exons. NCBI's taxonomy places the organism in Eukaryota, Metazoa, Arthropoda, Insecta, Hemiptera, Phylloxeridae. The coding region runs from base 154 to 2037 and encodes 627 amino acids. Gene Ontology annotation, molecular function: flavin adenine dinucleotide binding; oxidoreductase activity, acting on CH-OH group of donors. The record is from RefSeq and is a predicted model, not a curated record.
UUGGCAUUGGUCAACCAUUAAGAGAUUCAAACAUUUAAUCAAUUCGAUAUAGGAUUCAAGAGUCACGCUUAGUUGUAACACUAUGAUUAAAAGAAUAAAUUAUUGAUAUUUUAACAACUGAAUUCUAUUAAUUUGUUUGUGAUUAAAAGAACAAUGUACUUACUUAAAGUAAUUUUAAUUUUCGUUUGUGUGAUUACGCUUCCAGUGGUGAGUGGAUUUUUGGAACAUAAAGAAAAUAAUGACAAUAUAGAAUUUCCCACUCUAACUGAAUCGAUUUUAUCGUAUGUUAUUGAGUCUAAAGAAUGGGAAGCUAAAGAACCACAAGAUCAAAAUCAGAUCCUUCAAGAAUAUGAUUUUAUAGUUGUUGGCGCCGGAAGUGCUGGUUCCGUUGUAGCAAACAGACUUUCAGAGGUUGAAAGAUGGAAAGUGUUGCUUAUUGAAGCUGGUCAUAAAGCUUUACAUUUAACUGACAUACCAGUUUUAGCUGUACAAUUACAAGGAACAGAUUUCAAUUGGAAAUAUAAUUCAAUACCAAUGAAUGGCUCUUGUUUAAGCUUUGAUGAACAACGAUGUAAAAUAGCACGAGGAAAAGUAAUGGGAGGAAGCAGUGUUUUGAAUUUUAUGAUAUACACAAGAGGUAAUAAAAGAGAUUAUGAUAAUUGGGCCAAGAUGGGAAACGAAGGCUGGGAUUACAAACAAGUGCUCAAAUAUUUUAUCAAAUCAGAAAGGGCCAAUUUAUUAAAAAGCGAUGAAUAUUUUCACGGAAAAAAUGGACCACAAUGGGUUUCUGAUGUCCAGUAUAGAUCUCAAGUAGCUAAAGCUUUUGUCAAGAGCGCAUCUCAGAUGGGUCAUCCUAAUAUUGAUAUAAAUGGAGAAAAACAAAUAGGAGCAGAUUUUUUGCAGGUUACAAUGAAAAAUGGUCGAAGAUGGAGUACUAAUGCAGCCUUUCUAUAUCCAACAAAUAAAAGACGUAAUUUACAUGUGAAAAAGAAUAGUACAGUUACUCGAAUUAUAAUCGAUAAAAUCACAAAAACUACUGUCGGUGUUGAAUUUGAAACAAAUCAGAGAAAGUUUAAAAUAUACGCAAAAAAAGAAGUGAUUAUUUGUGGCGGUGCAAUUAAUUCCCCCCAAUUACUUAUGCUUUCGGGUAUUGGACCAAAAGACCAUUUGAAAGAAAAAGGAGUUGAAGUAAUAAAUAAUUUACCCGUCGGUGAAAACCUUAUGGAUCAUAUAUCACUAGGUGGUCUAUUAAUAUUGAUUAAUGAUACUGUAUCGAUAAAAUUAGAGAGGUUGCUGCAAGAUCCAUUGGUCACAUACAACUUUACUUCAUGUAAGUCAAGUCCUGCAUCAUUAGCGGGUGGCACAGAAGCUUUAGCGUUUUUUGACACUCAAAAGCCUAAUGAUCCUAAUGGAUAUCCUGAUUUAGAGUUGCUUAUGUCAGCAUCAUUUUCAGCCGGUUCUCCAACUCAUAGAUUUUUAGGCUUACGAACGGACGUCUACCAAAAAGUGUUUUAUCCAGUUCAGGAAAAAGAUAGCUUUAUGGUGUUUCCUAUGGUAAUGCGACCAAAGAGCAGAGGACGUGUAUGGCUGAAAGAUACUAAUCCAUUUCACUAUCCACUUAUCGAUCCUAAUUAUUUUGCUGAUGAGGCUGACUUGAAUGUAAUCGUAGCCGGCGUGCGUAUUAUUCAAAAGAUGUUGAAGACUGAUGCAAUGCGACAACUAGACGCUCAAAUAUUGACAACUCCGUUACCAGGUUGCACUGACAUUUCCUUUGAUUCAGACGCUUACUGGAAGUGCGCGGCCAGACAGAUUAGCUAUUCGAUUUAUCAUUUAUCUGGUACAUGCAAAAUGGGACCAAUAGGCGAUCCUACAGCAGUGGUUGAUCCAAGGCUUCGUGUGCAUGGUAUCAAACAUCUUAGAGUUAUAGACGCUUCAAUUAUACCUGAAAUUCCUGUUGCUCACACAAACGCACCAACUAUUAUGAUUGGAGAAAAAGGAGCAGACAUGAUCAAAGAAGAUUGGGGUAUAUGGGUGUAAAUAAUAUUAUUGUAUUUAACAAUAAGGAAGUAUUAUACUGAGUGAUUGUUAAACUAUGGUUAACGCUAUAUCUUUAAAAUAUAAAUCUUUUAUAAUUUUAAACGUUCAAAACAAAAAUUAAUUGUUUCUUUUCUAUUAAAAACGAGGGCGAUUUGCUUUAUUGUUUUCUUGCAAUGAUAUGACGUAGGAUACUAUUAAUUUCCGAAAAUAAAAAUAUUAUGACGUUUUAAAAGAUAUUGUGUCAGUCAUAGAUAUAUAAUAACCUUGUAUAGUUAUUUAAUGGUGUAAAAUAGUCUUCUAAUACAUUUUUGAUUAUUUCUUUAGUUAUAAAAUUGUUUUUCUUAACUAACUUAGAUUAUCUGUUUCUACAUAAAAAGUUAUAAUUAAUGCAACAAUAUAAUUAUAUAGUUGAAAGAACUAUAAUUUUACUGCUAUUUUAACUAAUAUUUCUUAAUUGUG